This is a messenger RNA of Trichophyton rubrum CBS 118892, 649 nucleotides long. RefSeq lists its product as uncharacterized. The transcript has a single exon. The coding region runs from base 266 to 622 and encodes 118 amino acids. The record is from RefSeq and is a predicted model, not a curated record. NCBI's taxonomy places the organism in Eukaryota, Fungi, Ascomycota, Eurotiomycetes, Onygenales, Arthrodermataceae.
UGCGCUUCUUCGGCUGACGGUUCUGCUCUGGCAGGUCGCUGGCCAUGGUGUGCCAUGGGGUUGACUACGGUUGGAGUACGAGAGACGAGAGACUAGAGACUACGAGAAGCUGAAGAGAGACAUCGUCACGGACGGUCGAGACAUCAAGAAGUCGAGGCUUCGAGAAACCAAGUCCAAGUGAGACUUCUCUUUUGCUAUCAAAACCGACGGCCGGACGCUCGCGGAUCCCGUUUAUAUUUAUGCUUGUGAAGAGGCACACUCGAAGAUGACGGCUCUAAACGACUACUGCAGGCACCGCCACAGGCUGGAGACGCGAUGGAGGCCGCGAACCACAGUGGCAAGCCUGGGAGGAAAAGUAAGCCCAGCCAGCAGGAAGAAGAAAUGCGCGAGAGGCCCCCCAAGCCUUGAAAUGUCAAACACCCCACCUCAUCCCUGGGAUUGUGAGACACCAGUGGAGGGCCCAUACAGCGUGAUUCGAACGGGCAUGAGGGCGGGUUCCAGGGUGAUACGGAACAAGAGGUACAUGACAGCAUAUAAGUAUUUUUACGGGCCAUGGUCCAACCAGGUCUGUUCCCUCGACUUGAAGGAUGUGGAAGCAUCAGACACAGAGGGAAGAAAGUGAGGAGUGACCAAAAAAAAAAAAAAAAAG